AACAGGUUGGAAAUCUGACAAAGUAAACGAAACACGGGCCGAGGUAGAAGGAAUAGGGCGGGACUGAGCGCGAAUACUGUCCGUGAUACAGACUGUGCUUACACAUCGUUACUUCCAGAGAUAGCCGUUAGCUUCUUUGAGGUCACUUCUGUACGACUGAGAAUUGUUCAACUACUUUAAGCAGCGAAACGUGCCCGCACGAGCGCCUCCGUUUUGUUUGACCGUUUUUGUGAAUCCAGUUCUGCUCCAGCUAGAAGAUGAACGCACUGGGCAGCUCUUCCAAAUGGCCAUCGUAUGACUCGCUAACCUCCUGCUCGAGCUUCAUCGUCAGUGAGAGCGAGCAUACUGAGGAUGAAGCAGACGUCUUCUCCGAGGGAGAAGGGUACAGUGGAACAAGAAAGUCUCCCUCAGGUGAAAGAAUCACGCUCUCUGGGAAUUACCUCCGUUUCCCAGCUCAUUCAGAUCGGCUGCAUUCGAGGUCUAAAAUCAACCAGCCUGAAUGCUGCCCAGACAAAACUAAGCAUCUGAACCAAACGUCUUCUCCAGGAGCUGCCAGGUUAGGCUCACCUUCAGCGACGCCUGGGGACCUGGCCUUCGCUCAGAAGUGUGCAGAUCUGCAGAAGUUUAUCCGCCCUUUGCUUGAGCUUCUACAUGGACUAAAGACCGGGCGAUUUCACAAAGGUUUAUCCACUUUCCAGCAGAGUGUUGCCAUGGACAGAUUGCAAAGGAUUCUUGGAGUUCUACAAAGACCUGAGAUGGGUGAGAAAUACCUUCAAACCCUUCUGCAAAUAGAGAUGUUGCUCAAAAUAUGGUUCCCUCAGGUGGCAUUUCAGUCCAAAGAUGUACCAAGCCAGACCGCCGUUCCCAGACUCCAACCACACUGGCGCCAAAACCAGCUCCACAUGCCAGUUAAGAAGAGAAAACUGAGCUGGUCAGACCCCGACGACUCCUGCAAAGUCCUGACCACGCAUGAGCACCAUCAACAUGGGAGCUGCCAGGCAGCGACUCCACUCGACUCCAUUUCCAUGUGUCUACCUGGAUCACCUAAAAGACAGAGAAGUCCAGAGGAGGAAACAGUUGAAGCAGCUGAAGAUGUGUUUACAUACAGCACCGGCACUUUAAGCAAGCCGUUAUAUUCAUGUAGCAAGAGAGAAAAGUCUGAGAUAUCUCUGGCCUCCCCUUGUGAGAGCCCAGCUACACAGGACACCUCAGUGUCCUCAAGUGACAUCAUAACCACAACUGAGUCACCUUAACUGGCCUCGGCUGACCUUGCAACCACAUGGAGGUGCCACUGCAUGCUAGCCUGAGUGAAGGCAGAGGGCGGACUUGAUUACAUAAAGAUAAAGUUAGGCGCAGAGCCAGUCUGUGAUGCCAGUGAGGCAUGUAAAACCAGAAGAGGAGGAGGAGGAGGAGGAGAAAUGCCAUGAGACAUUUAUUAACCCCUAACUAUCCAGCGUGGUUUCUGAUUACACAAGAGUUCUUGCACUAUAAUACCAUGGGUGUAUAUUGUCUGUUUGUAAGAGUAUGACUUUUGUAAACAUCGACUUUCACCAAGUUAAAAAGAUGUUUGAUGUA
Messenger RNA from Epinephelus fuscoguttatus (brown-marbled grouper), 1575 nucleotides. RefSeq names its product circadian associated repressor of transcription a (gene ciarta). Gene Ontology annotation, cellular component: nucleus. The record is from RefSeq and is a predicted model, not a curated record. Bases 258 to 1253 code for a protein of 331 amino acids. Gene Ontology annotation, biological process: negative regulation of DNA-templated transcription; circadian regulation of gene expression. The transcript is spliced from 6 exons. Gene Ontology annotation, molecular function: RNA polymerase II cis-regulatory region sequence-specific DNA binding. Lineage: Eukaryota; Metazoa; Chordata; Actinopteri; Perciformes; Serranidae.